Purpureocillium lilacinum is the source of this 1542-nucleotide messenger RNA. RefSeq lists its product as uncharacterized. Gene Ontology annotation, molecular function: DNA binding; protein binding. Gene Ontology annotation, cellular component: nucleus. NCBI's taxonomy places the organism in Eukaryota, Fungi, Ascomycota, Sordariomycetes, Hypocreales, Ophiocordycipitaceae. The record is from RefSeq and is a predicted model, not a curated record. Gene Ontology annotation, biological process: regulation of DNA damage checkpoint.
AUGCCCGUCAAGAAGGAGGAGGGCAUGAGUGCCUUCGAGCGCAAGCGCCUGGAGAACAUUGCGGCCAACCGCGCAAUUCUCACUGACAUAUCAACGACUGCAAAGAAGAUAAUCCCCGACAAGAAGCCGCCCAAGCCGGCGCCGCGAAAGAAACGACACAGUGAACCCGUCAAGCGCGAGCCCACGCGACCUACGCGCACGAGCUCGCGCCUCGCCGGCAAGGAUGCCGACUCCGAAACCCUCAAGCGCAAGUUUGAGGUCGAGGCCGAGCAUGAAGCACAGAACGCGAAGGCGAAGAAGAUGCGCGUGAGCGGCGACCUGAACCUCGGAGACAUUGUGGUAGAGGGUAAGAGAUGGGGCAGCGGUAUUGACGGACUCAAGGGCAUCGUGCGCGGCGCCGAGCCUGGCGUGCGAACGUUCACAGAGGAGGACGUCAAAGAGACGACGGAUCAGAACCUGAAGGACUUGCGGCUACGCAUGAGCGGCUUGAAGCUAUACGAGCAUUGGGUUCCCAAUGACAUCAAGAUCACGCCGCAGCGAGUGUACGCCCUCGGCUUCCACCCGACCGAGGACAAACCGAUUGUCUUUGCGGGCGACAAAGAGGGCAAUAUGGGUGUCUUUGACGGCUCCCAGACGACGCCCGAGGUAGACGACGACGACGAGGACGCCGACAUGCCCGACCCUGUCAUUUCGGCCUUCAAGACACACGCGCGGACAAUCACGUCCUUCGUGUUCUCUCCUACCGACGCCAAUGCCGUUUAUACCUCGUCCUAUGACUCUUCAAUACGCAAAAUGGACCUCGAAAAGGGCUUGUCGUUACAGAUAUUUGCCCCGGCCGAUGAGAACGAAGACCUGCCCAUCUCGGCCCUGGAUAUGGCGGUGACUGAGCCAAAUGUACUCUACUUCUCUACGCUCGAAGGCGGCGUCGGUCGAUACGAUAUCAGGGCGCCAGACAGCCAUGAGAUAUGGCAGCUGUCUGAACAGAAAAUUGGCGGCUUCUCGCUGCAUCCGCUGCAGCCUCACCUCCUCGCGACAGCAUCUCUCGACCGUACCAUGAAGGUAUGGGACCUGAGGAAGAUUCAAGGGAAAGGCGACAUGCGACACCCCGCCCUGCUGGGCGAGCACGAGUCGCGCCUCUCCGUGUCGCACGCGUCGUGGAGCGCGGGCGGCCAUGUCGCAACAUCCUCCUACGACGAUACCGUCAAGGUAUACGACUUUUCCUCCGCAUCCGGCUGGAAACCAGGACAGGACAUCUCACCAAAGGCCAUGGAGCCAGCUCAUAUCAUCAGGCACAACAACCAGACCGGGCGCUGGGUUACGAUCCUUAAACCGCAAUGGCAGAAGCGCCCUCACGACGGCAUCCAGAAAUUCGUCAUCGCCAACAUGAACCGUUUUGUCGACGUGUUUGCAUCCGACGGCAGCCAGCUGGCGCAGCUGGAUGGCGAUAACAUCACAGCCGUGCCGGCUGUCGCGCACUUCCACCCAACGUUGGACUGGGUCGCCGGUGGCAACGGAAGUGGGAAGCUGUGUCUGUGGACAUGA